AUGUUUCCCCCGGAACCCUCCGCCUGCGUGAUCUGGGACCUCGACGGCACACUCCUGGACACGGAGUCCCUGGUCGCAGAGGUCGCCCGCGAGGUCAUCGCCCGCCACGGAGGCGAGCUCACGGACGCCGCCCGCGCGGCCAGCCUGGGCAAGAGACCUCUGGAGGCCUGGGCGGCGGUGGCCGCUGCCCUCGACCUGCCCGUGCCAGCUCAGCAGCUGCUGGAGGAGUCCGAGGCCCUGCUCAGCGAGCGCUGGCAGGAGGCCAAGAUGCUGCCGGGGGCCCUGCGCCUGCUCACCCACCUGAAGGAGUGCGGCAUGCCCAUGGCCCUGGCGACCUCCACCCUCCGCGCCACGCUGCCGCUCAAGCUUGCCGUGCACGGCCACCUGCGCACCACCUUCCAGAUCACCUGCUGCGGUGACGAGGUGGAGCAGGGCAAGCCAGCCCCCGACAGCUUCCUGGUGGCAGCCAAGAGCCUGGGUUUCCCCCCCUCCCGCUGCCUGGUGAUCGAGGACUCUCCUGCUGGAGUGGACGCGGCGGCAGCGGCGGGGAUGCAUGUCGUCCACGUCCCCUCCAUGGUUGACACGGGGAGCGCCGCUCGGAAUGCGCGGACCUUCGGACGCCAGGGCAUAACCACGCUUGCCUCCCUGCUCGACUUCAGGCCAGAGGCAUUCGGCCUGCCCCCCUUCAAGGAUGGUGUGCAGGGCACCGUCCCCGUCGACCCGGCCUGGAGCAUACGUGGCACUGUCGUGAGAGGCUAUGGGCGAGGGUCCAAGGAGCUGGGCAUCCCCACUGCCAACCUGGAUGCCGAGUCCCUGCGUGGGAGCCUGGGGGAGGCGGUGACCGGCAUCUACGCUGGCUGGGCGUCGGUCGGCCGGUCCUCCGAAGUGUACCCCAUGUGCAUGAGCGUCGGCUUCAACCCCGUGUUCAAGAACAAGCAGAGGGUUUGCGAGCCCUGGCUGCUGCACGAGUUCGACCAGGACUUUUACGGCGAGGAGAUCCGGCUCCUGGUCUGCGCCUACCUACGCCCCGAGGCAGAUUUUGUGUCGGUGCAGGCACUGGUGGACCGGAUCCACGAGGACGCGGCCAUCACCCGCCGGGCGCUCCAGGACCCUCUCUUUGCAGCGCUCAAGGGGGAUGCAUUCCUCGCGCCCCAGGAGGGGGGCACCGCCCUCCAGCCCUCGGGCCCAUGA
Auxenochlorella protothecoides is the source of this 1191-nucleotide messenger RNA. RefSeq names its product Pseudouridine-5'-monophosphatase. Gene Ontology annotation, biological process: riboflavin biosynthetic process; FMN biosynthetic process. The record is from RefSeq and is a predicted model, not a curated record. The transcript is spliced from 6 exons. NCBI's taxonomy places the organism in Eukaryota, Viridiplantae, Chlorophyta, Trebouxiophyceae, Chlorellales, Chlorellaceae. Gene Ontology annotation, molecular function: riboflavin kinase activity. The coding region runs from base 1 to 1191 and encodes 396 amino acids.